This is a messenger RNA of Pieris macdunnoughi, 327 nucleotides long. The record is from the annotation of a GenBank genome assembly. NCBI's taxonomy places the organism in Eukaryota, Metazoa, Arthropoda, Insecta, Lepidoptera, Pieridae.
AUGAGAAAUUUAAGCCCUCCAAGCAUGUGCAAUGGGACGAGGUUGCUCAUUAAGGAGUUAAAGGAAAAUUUAAUUGUAGCGACUAUUAUGACCGGUCCAGCAGCUGGUCAACUAGCUCAUAUACCGAGGAUACCGAUGAUCCUAACUGAUUUACCAAUCCCCUUUAAACGGCUUCAAUUUCCGUUGGGAUCAAUCUGCGAAAGAAAUAUUUUACUCAUGGUCAAUUAUACGUUGGCCUAUCGCGGGUCCCCUGAAAAUCAAUUUAUUUUUCUGCCACAAAAUAAAACCGCAUCAAAUAUUGUUUACAGGGAGGCUCUUACUCAAUAA